Nothobranchius furzeri (turquoise killifish) is the source of this 3246-nucleotide messenger RNA. NCBI's taxonomy places the organism in Eukaryota, Metazoa, Chordata, Actinopteri, Cyprinodontiformes, Nothobranchiidae. The record is from RefSeq and is a predicted model, not a curated record.
GUUACCGUCCCCACUGACCCCUGCCAGGACACCAUCACUGCACUCAAGUGUCAUAGAGAACACAAGGAGCUGUACACCGUCGUCCAGCAUGUGAAACACUUUAACGACGUGGUGGAGUUUGGAGAGAACCAGGAGUUUACGGAUGACUUUGAGUACCUCGCUACUGGUCUGAAGAGUGGACAGCCACUAAACACACGAUGCCUUAGUGUGAUCAGCCUGGCUUCCCGCUGUGCCAUGCCUAGCUUCAGGAUGCACCUCAGGGCCAGAGGGAAGGUAGCCCAGGUCUUCAAAACGCUAAACGACGCCCCACAACACCCGAACUUGGCCCUGUGCACAGCCUCUCUAAUGUAUAUCCUGAGCCGAGAUCGGCUGAAUAUGGACCUGGAUCGGUCUUGUCUGGACCUGAUGAUCCGCCUGCUAGAACUGGAUCAGGAUCAAGGAAGCGGGGCCGGGGCUGACUCCACCGUCCAGUUCAGUGCCAGAGAGCUCGCCAAGAUUAAGGAGAAGAUCAGGAAACUGUGCGACACUGUCCACAACAAACACCUGGACCUACAGAACAUAACGACAGGUCAUUUAGCCAUGGAGACGCUGCUUUCCCUGACCUCAAAACGAGCAGGAGAUUGGUUCAAAGAGGAGCUGCGGCUGCUGGGAGGACUGGACCACAUAGUGGAUAAAGUGAAGGAGUGUGUAGAUAACCUAAACCAGGAGGAUGAGGAGGAGAAGCUGGUGUCGUCGCUGUGGGGAGCUGAACGGUGUUUACGGGUGCUGGAGAGUGUGACGGUCCACAACCCAGAGAACCAGAGCUACCUGAUUGCCUACAAAGACUCGUCCCUCAUCGUCUCUUCUGCAAAAGUGCUGAGGAGGUGUGAGCAGAUGAUCCAGCGUUACAGCCGAGAGGUGAACGCAGAUGGAGCCAUGGUGGGGAAAGCUGUGGAGAACUGCAUGAGAGCCAUCAUCGGAGUCCUGCUCAACCUGACGCACGACAACGAGUGGGGCAGCACAAAGACGGGCGAGCAGGAGCAUUUAAUAGUGACGGCUCUGAACUGCGUUCUUAAAGUCCCUCAGUAUCUUCCUCAGGAGCAGAGGUUCGACGUCAGAGUGUUGGGUUUGGGUCUGCUAAUCAACCUGGUUGAGUACAGCGCCAGGAACAGAUACUUCCUAAUGGAGAUGGAGAUGGAGGGGGGUCAGGGUCCCUGCGACUCUACCGUCCUGCUCAGUCCUCAGGACCAGGACAUCACCAGCACUGGCCCCCUUAGCGCCAUUGCUGCUCUUGUUCAGCUGUUCCUUCAGCGGGAGCGAGCUGCUGUCCUGGCUGAGGCACAGACUGAUGAUCUCAUCAAAGAGGCUCCGAAGCCAGCGUUGGACCAGAGUGGAGAGUGGCAGGAGACGGGUGGGGAGAUCCAGUGGGUUUCCAAUGACAACGGUGCUGAAAAACAGGAUGACAGCAAGAAGAAGAAGCAGCAGGAUGAGGAAGACGAGGAGCUGGACCUAAACAAAGCUCUGCAGCAUGCAGGGAAGCACAUGGAGGACAGCAUCGUGGCCUCAUACACGGCUCUGCUGCUGGGCUGCUUGUGUCAGGGCAGCCCGAUGAAUGUGACUACUGUGAGAGACAACCUGCCAAAAGGAGAUUUCUCCAUCAUGACAGAAAUGCUGAAAAAGUUCCUAAACUUCAUGAACCUCACUUGUGAUGUCGGCACCACGGGACAGAAGUCCAUCUCCCGGAUCAUCGACUACCUGGAGCACUGCUAGAACAGCCUGAAACACACACACACACACGCGCACGCACACACAUGCAUACACACACGCACGCACACGCGCGCACACACACACACACACACACACACACACACACACACACACACACACACACACACACACACACACACACACACACACACACACACACACACACACACACACACACAGUUCCUCUGAGAUCAGGACAUCCAGUUAAAGGACCCUCCCAUCAUUCUCUGACCUGAUCAGCUGAGGACGAUUGGUUCCUCCUCACCGUUCUGCUGACGUUUGGGUUCCCCAGUUUCCAGUUCGUGUCAACCUUGUGUUUUUAUUUCAGGCUUUUAUUUUCUUAAAUUUGCUCAGGAUGUUUUCCUACCAGAUUGUUCAUCUUUUUUCUUUUCACGGGGCUUUUUAAGAUCUCCUCACAGUUCAGCUCCUGUCUGGCCUCAUCUCUGACGAAAGCACUCGCGUCAAUCGAUGGCUGAUUGGAGCAAAGUGCCCGUUUACUUUCACCCUGACAUCCAAGUCCAGAACAAGUCGAGCCGUUAAAAAGAAAACUCCAAAUGGUCACUUUGCUUUGAAAACCUCUCCCUCGCGUCCUCUCUGUGUGGUAUUUUCCCUCCCAUUAGCUGCUGUCACCUCUCGGCUCUGUUAAAGUCUGUGGUAUUGAUCUGUUGUGGGCCAGAAGCUCAGAGAUGAGUCUUAACCCUCAGACUUUGGUUUAGUUAAGAUGGGACCACCUGAGAAAGUGUGUGUCUGUUCGCUUAUUUAUUACAGCAAAUGACAUAAUUUAUUUACAGCCGUUUAGAGCUCAUAGGUUCAUCAGAAAGCGAGACUGCCUUUGGGGUCAGGCUCCGCGGUUUAGUGAGGUCACCUUCUGAGCCCAAUGAGAACUCUUAAUGAUAUCAAAUGAUAUAGCAGUGAUCUAUUUUACUAAAGAGAUCACUGAUAAAAAGAUAUUUCAGAGUUUAAUAUGCGUUCCUUUAACUCAGAUGUUUUAACCAAAAGGGCACAAAAAUAAUUUUUCUGUUUUUGUUUCCUGCUGAAUUGUCUGUUUAGAUCUAAAAUCUGGCCGCUUCCUCUUAAAGUUUCUUAACCUGUUAACCUUCAUAGCACGUGUCAUCUCACACACAAAUGCACGCACUCCUUCAAACGCAAGUUUACAAGAGCUUUAUUCACAGUCUGCAGAAAGAUCAGAAGAGCUUUUUGUAAAUAGUUCCUGUAAAUAAAUUUGAUUUCCUCGUGUAGGAGGAGAGGAAUGAGGGGUACCGGGGUGGGGGCUGUAAGUGUGAGGGGGGGUUAACUUUAAUUUUAGAUGGUAAACUCUACUUUUCUGAAUCUGAUUCUAUUUUUCAUUUUGUAAGCCUUUUCUCCCAGUUGUGUUGAUUGUUUUGGACAGAUUGACAGAAGGUUUCUGCAGGAAAACUUGAUCUUUGUACCAAUUUGCAGACUUGUCUUUGGUUACAUGUAUAUAAUUAAAAAAAUAAUAAAAGUUGCUACUUUCAGUAA